CACUCUUUCCAAGUCGUAAGGUGGUAUAUUGACGCAUAUAUAAGUUGGUGUAAAAAUGUUUCUGACGAACGUGAACUUACGAUGGAGACAUGUGAUUCGUAAACCCGAUAAAUGGUGGCGUGUGCAAAGGUUAAAAGAACAAGCAAAACAUUAUUUCCACAGAAGCAUGAGGAACCGAUAUGGUUUGGCUUCCACACAAAUCCGCAGAAGUUUAAUGUUUCAAACCAAGGCAAGAGUCUUGAUGCCAUAUGUUCGAAAUAAGUUGAGAGAUGACAGAUUGAACGCAGCGUGUGAAGAACACAACGCAAGAGCCAUAGAAACAAAAAUUGCGUUACGAACGGCGAAAGUUGCACUCAACAAACACAUGUUGACUAUACUAGCAAUAUACGAACCGAGGACGUUUAAAAGUCUUAUCGAACUGGCGCAACGGACAAGAAUUGAACAAUUCAAUUCAAGUCACAUGCAGUUACCUGAUAGAUGUUUCACAAAAGAAAUCUAAACAUUGUAAUACUAAAACUGCAACAACUAAAAUAUGUUGUGUAUCUUUCUAUGUAAACAAUUUUGCUGCUAAGUUUGGAAUAAUUCAGUUUUUAAAUUGCUAUUGAAUAAUUCCUUUUU
Molecule: messenger RNA, 618 nt
Organism: Ciona intestinalis (vase tunicate)
Lineage: Eukaryota; Metazoa; Chordata; Ascidiacea; Phlebobranchia; Cionidae
Product: large ribosomal subunit protein bL20m-like
Biological process (GO): translation
Cellular component (GO): ribosome
Molecular function (GO): structural constituent of ribosome; rRNA binding
Source: RefSeq, a predicted model, not a curated record